This is a messenger RNA of Moneuplotes crassus, 1597 nucleotides long. The record is from the annotation of a GenBank genome assembly. Lineage: Eukaryota; Ciliophora; Spirotrichea; Euplotida; Euplotidae.
GGUAAUGUCAGAAGACUCGGAUAGCUCUUUGGAUAAUGAUUUUUACUUCAGUUCGGAGACUGAUGUGGAUGAUUUUGAGGGCAUUGAAGAUUUUGAAAUGGAACGUUAUUUAGAGCACUUUGGGUUGGAGAUGAGUGAAAAUGUGCCUCAGGGAUUUCCGAUUUGGGCCUUCUGAAAGCAUUGACAAUUUUUGAAGAAUUUUGCAACUGAACUUGGAAUAUGCCCUGAAAAUGAAGAGUGAGAGAUUGGCAAGACAUCUUUAUGAUCCAUCCCUAUACCAACAGAGAGCGAAGAAGCUACGAAUUCUAAUGAGAAGACCGAGGACCAGAAAACAUUAGAAGGAUUGAAAAACACACUAUCUACUACCGAGUUAGAAAAAUUAGAGAAGUUUGACUGUCAGAUUUGUUAUGAAAUAAUGGACCCAAAUCUUUCGAUUAUGGCAACCUGCUGAUCAAGAACUUGGUGCUUCAAUUGUAUUAUUAGGAGCCUGAAAGAGAGGGAUACAUGUCCGAAUUGUAGAAAGCCACUGGCUAGAGGUAAUCUAAGACAUAACACAAAGCUUCUUGAUCUAUUCGAGGGCAUGACUGGCAAGAAGAGAUCAUCUGGAUGCAAAAUUGGGGGGAAGAAGCCAGACAAAUACUGAAAUGAGUGAGAAAUUGUAUUUUGAGAAGAUUGUAAAGAAGAGCAUAAAGCGCAUGAGACUAAGGGUGCCAAAUCUCUGUUUGAGUCUAUUAUAAACUCGAUCAAGUCUUCGAUGAGGUUCCAUCAGAUUAUGAAUGAGAAGUUGCUUGAAGUCUAUGAAGGUGAGGAGUUUACAGAGUCUGUUAAAGAGGAUUAUGUUAAAGCAUUUGAGAGAACACUAAAUGACCAAGCAAAAAAAGUGAGACUAAAAUACAGAUAUGACUUUUUGAACAUUUCUGAAAGAAUUUUUGGAUAUCAGCUUGAUAGAGGAAAUUUAGAGGAAGAAUUCGACAAGCUAUUAGGAGCAGAGAAGUUUGAGCAUAUACCUGAUUUGAUACUUUUGAGGAAGAAUUGAAGAGAAAGAGAUUUAGACCAUAAAAAUUAUGUUGUUGAUAUGAUGCAUCUUCUUAACCUUAGUAUCAAUGAUUUUUUGGAAUACAAACCAAUCUCUGUGAAAUUUGAAACUAUUCCAGAACAAACUUUAAUCAAGCAGCUUCUUACUCUCAAGCACUUAAAAAUAUCCCUGGUUAUAGCUCCAGAACAUCAAAGCGCAAAAUUGAGUCUAAAGAUUGACUUUGACAGCUCAACAAAAGCUAAAAUAGACCAAAUGCUACUUUCUAUCACUUCUCCUCCUCCAAACAUGCCUAAGCUUUCGCAGCGCCACAAAAAUAUGCUUGCUGAUAUUUACCGCUCUUACUACUCCUUUGGAAAAAUCAGCAUCGAUAGCAUGGCUGUGACUCAUUCAUGUAAAGAUACUUUUGAGCGUAAUGAGUCAGAAAAGUCUGAAGACGGAGAAGAGCCUAGGAUGGAUUUUUCGCCAUACCAUCCUCUGAUCCUUGGUAAAAUCUCAAUUCCAAGUAAAAAGGUUACUGUGGAACUAUCCUUAAACCCGAUGACUUCGCUUUUGCAAAACUAA